Molecule: messenger RNA, 1103 nt
Organism: Spinacia oleracea (spinach)
Lineage: Eukaryota; Viridiplantae; Streptophyta; Magnoliopsida; Caryophyllales; Amaranthaceae
Product: asparagine synthetase [glutamine-hydrolyzing] 2
Exons: 8
Coding region: 595-969 (124 amino acids)
Cellular component (GO): cytosol
Molecular function (GO): asparagine synthase (glutamine-hydrolyzing) activity
Source: RefSeq, a predicted model, not a curated record
CUCUCUAAAAAUAGUACAGCGCACAAAAGCUCUCUAAAAAUAGAACAGCACAAAACAGGUAAAAAAAAAGUCGUGAUUUUUUUUCAUUUUCCCGCUCCUCCUCCUUCCUCUUCUCUGCUUCUGCUUCAACCAUCGCCAUCGCCGCCGCUGCUUCUGCCGUCGCCAUCGCCGCCGCUGCUUCUGCCGUCGCCAUCACAGCCGCUGUUUCUGCCAUCACCGCUUCUGAGAUGAAGAACGUAUUCUCAAGGUUAUUGCAUAAUUGAUUCUCCCCCAUCCGCCCACACAACCAGACGCUUCGACUUAUCCUAAUUUGAAGAAAUUAGUCCAUGAUUCUGCUUAAUUCAAGUUUCCCAGGUAAUUGGAAACAAAUGGGACACUUACCUUGACCUUCUUCUAGCUGAUUACACCGAAGGUUAUUGGCGUUGUCCUGAUGGCCAGAGGGUUGCGGUUAUGUAUCUGAAAUUCUCCAUAGCUAACUCCUAUGAUUGAGUGGAAUCAGUUAAGGACCUUAGGAAAGGCGAGGGAUUGUGAGUCUAUGAUUAUCUCCAGUGAUUUGGUCCACUUGGUUUGCUUUAGAAAUGAAAGCGAUAAGUGAUGAUUGUGAACGGUUCAUCGCUUUUCCUUCUGGACAUAUAUAUUCAAGCAAACAAGUAUGUACUUAAGAGAUUAAUGACAGAUGUCCCAUUUGGUGUACUUCUGUCAGGUGGAUUAGAUUCAUCACUUGUUGCUGCUGUAGCUUCACGUUACUUGGAAGAAAUGGAAGGAGCUUACCAAUGGGGUUCACAGUUGCACUCCUUUUGCAUUGGACUGGAGGCUGCUGCAUCAUUAAGUGGAUCAUGUUCUUUGUUUUUUGAAGAAAGAAAGCACGUCAAAGUAUUCAAUAAUCCGAGGGGGCGGCCUUUCACCUUUGAGGAGAUAGAUGAAGUUCGAGAAAUGUUGGCAAACUUCAUUACCAGUGAUUGUCUUUGAUAUUUUCUUGUACUGAAUCUUAAAUCGUGGAUGCUAGCUAGUUUUUCAUAUGAUUGUAAUGUAAUCGACUUUUAUAUUUACAAUUAUAUACUAUUUAGUUUAAUUAUUUAUAUAAUUGGAUACUUUUUAUAUGA